Molecule: messenger RNA, 667 nt
Organism: Drosophila eugracilis
Lineage: Eukaryota; Metazoa; Arthropoda; Insecta; Diptera; Drosophilidae
Gene: Kaz-m1
Product: enhancer of split M1 protein
Exons: 2
Coding region: 93-566 (157 amino acids)
Molecular function (GO): protein binding
Source: RefSeq, a predicted model, not a curated record
AGACAGUCACGGCAAUCGAUAUCAAUAGCUACUACAGAGAGAACGCAUUCGGCGGUAAAAACCCAAGAAAACUAAAAUAGAACAACAUUAAAAUGUUGAGUCAAACUUUCACUAUUUGCUUCCUGGCUCUGGUGGCACCCUCCGUAUACGGGAAUACAGUAUCCACAAACGAUACUGCCUGUCCCGCAUUUUGUGCCGCCAUCUACAAUCCAGUGUGCGCAACUGAUGGCCAGAACUUCAAGGAGUUUGCCAGCGCCUGCAACCUUUUGUCCCACAAUUGUCGCCGCGAAAGGGAUAGCCUUCAGGCCUAUGCCGCCACCGAUGCCGCUUGGUGCAGCUCCGAGUUCGUCGAGAAUCUGCACGAAAAGUUGGGCAACUUCAAGCUAGAUGUCAAGGAGUGCUUCAAGCCCUGCUCGAUGAUCUACCAGCCGGUGUGCAUUACCAAUGGCAAGUAUCGUGCCGAGUUGGCCAACUCUUGUCUGCUGGAGACCUUCAAUUGCGCCCUGCAGGUCUCUGGCGCCCAACCCGCUGAGUCCUUCCGCCUUUUGCGCGAACAAAAAUGCUAGACGGGAUCGGUCGUUAAAUCGGAACAAUACAUUGGCCCAUCUUUUGUUUAACAUAGUCUUCUUAUUGUUUUGAACUAAAAUACAAUCCUACGAAUUUAUGA